AUGAACGACAUACGAUACCAGGACUUUGUCCCCUACUAUUCAUCUUCAUCUUCAAGUUCCAACCCAUUUAGGGAUUUUAUUGACGCGUGUGGGGAUAAUCCGACAAAAAUACAAAAGGCGUAUGAGGCUCAUCGAUCCAACCGAAAUGCACAGUUCAAGGAUCGACUCUUGACUCCCGGCUUUCGUGAAUGGAAAUUUGAUGAAAUCCUGGAGAAUGUCAUAAAGGCGGAUCAGGGUCUCAUUGAAUACGAAGAUCCGAGAAACAAUUUUUCAUUCUGGGCAAGACCGCCAAAGCAUAUCCGUGAGCUGGUCUACGAUAUCCAGCAAGAGCUCGCAUCUCUGAUUUGUUUUUACAUUCCAGGCCUCUGGCUCACCCCUCAAGAGGAUCUUCACAUGACCACCUGCGAGAUGCUCUCUUCACAGUCAGCUAGCAAGAUGGAUGAAGUGGUUCCUCUGCUUGAAAAGAAGCUUCCUCUUCAGCGGAUUGCGAGCUACACGGUUAUUCAGAACCCCCGCCUUGUUCGCCCGAUCGUUAGUUACGACGAUACAGCUUUUGCUUUGAGCUUUAUCCCCGCUGCUGAGAGCGACAAAGAUGAUUUUACUUAUCAUCAUCUGCGACGAAAUAUCUGGCAUUUUGCUUCGACUUGGUCCGAUUAUAGAUUUGAGUCUCGAUACAAUGUCCCCUCGGCCCACCUAACUAUGGCUCGCUUUGCUGUUCCUCCAGGUGCUGAUAAAUCAGAGAAGCUUGACGACCUCUGUGCUAGAACGGCUGCGAUAGUUGAAAAGAUUGAGAAUAUUAACCAGCAGCUUACGUCAAAUGAUUGGGGACGAUUUGGAAGUUUUUCGCGGGGAGAGUGGAUAUUGGGACAUGAACGCGGACUUGAAGUGAACAAGGGUAGAUCAUGGUAUGGGAAAGGAGAGGCUUUGCUGCUGCUCCCUCAAGUCCCCGUCCGAGAUCCGCUGCGAAAUCUUUUCGACAUUGUCAACAUUCCCAAAACCCGCCGGACCUACUGCAAGGGCAAGGAGUGCCACAAGCACACCCAGCACAAGGUCACCCAGUACAAGGCUGGCAAGGCCUCCCUGUUUGCCCAGGGUAAGCGUCGUUAUGAUAGAAAGCAGAGCGGUUACGGUGGUCAGACCAAGCCUGUCUUCCACAAGAAGGCUAAGACCACCAAGAAGGUUGUUCUCCGUCUUGAAUGCACUGCCUGCAAGGCCAAGAAGCAGCUUGCCCUGAAGCGCUGCAAGCACUUCGAGCUGGGUGGUGACAAGAAGACCAAGGGUGCUGCUCUUGUCUUCUAA
Molecule: messenger RNA, 1299 nt
Organism: Penicillium malachiteum
Lineage: Eukaryota; Fungi; Ascomycota; Eurotiomycetes; Eurotiales; Aspergillaceae
Product: 60S ribosomal eL42 domain-containing protein
Exons: 7
Coding region: 1-1299 (432 amino acids)
Biological process (GO): translation
Cellular component (GO): cytosolic large ribosomal subunit; ribosome
Molecular function (GO): structural constituent of ribosome
Source: RefSeq, a predicted model, not a curated record